Messenger RNA from Symbiodinium natans, 522 nucleotides. The record is from the annotation of a GenBank genome assembly. Lineage: Eukaryota; Dinophyceae; Suessiales; Symbiodiniaceae.
AUGCAGGCACAAAAGCGCAAGCUGGUCUUGCACAUGGCCGAAGGGGUUGCGUUUCUACAUGGCCAGCGGCCACCGUUCGUCCACCGUGACCUGAAAAGCGCCAACGUGGUCCUCGAUCAGGACCUGAACGCAAAGCUUUGCGACUUUGGCAUCACCGAGCCCAUGGAGCGAACCCACAUCAGCCGGCGCGCGGCGGAAGCUGGGUCACCAAGGUACAUGGCUCCAGAGCUCUUCGACGGACGCUCCAAGCUCACCGAGAAACUAGACAUUUGGGCCCUUGGCUGCCUCGUCGUCGAGGCCUUGACGAGCCGAAACCCGCACGAGGAGUGCACCAAUGUACAGCAGGUGGCGACGAAGCUGCUCGUGCGCAUGGAGCCUCCCUUCCAGGACGGCUGGGCACUUGGCCUCAACACAGAGGUUACCCACCUCACGCGAUCCUGCUUUACGUGGGACACAAGCUGCCGACCUUCGGCAGCUGCAAUUCUGGAGGUCUUCUCCAACAUUGAGUCUCUCGCCGCCUGA